This is a messenger RNA of Haemonchus placei, 213 nucleotides long. NCBI's taxonomy places the organism in Eukaryota, Metazoa, Nematoda, Chromadorea, Rhabditida, Trichostrongylidae. The record is from the annotation of a GenBank genome assembly.
AUGACGGAAAAAAUCACAUCGCAGGAUGAAGCUGACUCAAUGACCCCAUUCCUGGUAUUUUUUGGGGUAGGGUUUCUGUUUGGUCUUUUCCUGGCCUAUCUACAUAUUCGAACUGUGAGGUCCAUGGUCGUCGAACGACUUUCACAUAUUCCUAAAGCGAAGAAAGUAAAAGUAAAGAAAGGCAAGAAGAAGAAGGGAAAGAAGAAGAAGUGA